AUGGACACCCAUCCGCUGAUGAGUUGCGUUGAGCAACUGACACCCGACCUCGGUAGCGAUGUUGUGGGCAAGGGCCUCUUCAUAGGGUUCCUCGGAGCGGCAUACCUAGCAUUCCUACUCCUGUUGGGGCACUACCUUCUCGGGUUCGAGCCGGAACGAUAUCCCUUUGCGUCUGCAAACCGGAGUGAAGGCAGAGGCGACGACGCGUUGCCUCUUGGGCGUAAGGUCGAAAGUCAUGAGGGUUCAAAAGAUGGCGAAGCCGAAGGCUGGAACCCCAACCCCGUCGACGCCGUCUUCCUCUCCUGGAUACGCGGGUGCGCCAAGAGCGUCCUCGCCGUCCUCGGUGUACACCGUUUCCUCGCCGCAAGGUGCAAGCCCAUCGUGCGGUUCUGCGAACUGGCUCUCCUCACCCUCUCCGACACGCAGGCUCUCACUGGCCUGGCUCUACUGACGAGCGCCGCCCUCUACGCCCUUCCGCAAGGCCUUAAUGCCACCAACUGGCAGUACAUCCUCCAUCUCUGCUGGUUCCCGCUGCUCACGUAUCUGGCGGCGCACACGGCGCUGCGCGGGCAUAUGCGUUCGCGGCCCUGGCAGAGAGUCGUGCGGUUGUCGGUUCUGGUGGUAUUCACGACCUGUUUCAUCGCGGCAUCGUUGCCCACCACCUUCUUCAACUGGGAGUACGACGACGGGUACGCCGAGGUCAGCGCGGCGAUGCCGCAGGACCCUGCCCUCUGCCUGUUCGACAUGGGCAGUGCCAAGCGCAGGUUCUAUGAGCUGGUGAGCGAGCGCUGCGAGGAGGGCAACGACUACUUCCGCGCUUGCACCGACCGGGAAUACCUGGCCCAGACGGAGGCGUUCCAGUUUGUGCUUUUCGGCGCUGUGGUUCUUGGGCUCGGUGUCGUGGUGAGGACUGUUAAGCUGUUUGCGGGAUCGUCUGAGACGCUGAAUGCGCGGGUAAGACAACCUGCCGGAAAUCUGAUGGAGAAGGUACUGAAGAGAGUAUGUGCGGCCUGUGGCGAGUCAUCAGCCUUUGGCGUCAGGCAGGGCGCUCGGCUUGCAUCCCUCGAAAAUGUCGAUGCGGAGAACUGGGUCGAGAGGCGAGUUGGCCCAGUCGAGGUGGUAUGCACCGCGCUGGCGUUCACGCUGAGGUUGCAGGUCGAUCUGCUGUGCUCUACACUUGCAGAGAUCUAUUACAGUCUCGUCCUUCUGGUGUGGGACACACUUCGUAUCAUGGGUUCUAAGCCAACAACGGGCUCCGAUCCGGCAACCCAGUGGAGCUGCGCGCAGUUCCUGCCUGUCCUACUCUUCGUCGCGCCGCUCCUCGCAGCUUUGAGCAUCGCACUCUCGAAUUCUGCGUCCAGAACCGCCUCCACUACCCCGACGCCCCAGGACGUACUUCGGGUAGCCCACAAGCCAGCGAAGGCGCGGUCUCCGUCGCCAUCCACGCGGCGCAAGAGGGACCUGAUCCCAUACCACCCAUCCCCCUAUCUCGGGCCCGCGCUCUUCAACGCCUGCGGCGCGCUGGUCGCCGUGACCGUCGUCUUCUUCGGCGCCUCCUUCAACUUUUCCCUCGGCUACCGGCCGCAGUACUCGAUCUACGAGGUCCUUUUCAAAGAAUUCAGCUUGUUCCCGUUCGUGCUUUUUUCGCUCCCGGUUGCGUGUUUCAUCGUUCUGCUCGCCGGUAUCGGGUAUGGUCUGUGGAAAACUGGGAGAGAUGAGGGAGCUGGGGAUGGGAUUGGGACUUGGAGUCGCAAGGAGAGGAUUGUGUAUUUGCUCCUGGGUGCUGCGGUGUAUGCGGUAAUUUGA
Anthostomella pinea is the source of this 1806-nucleotide messenger RNA. The record is from the annotation of a GenBank genome assembly. NCBI's taxonomy places the organism in Eukaryota, Fungi, Ascomycota, Sordariomycetes, Xylariales, Xylariaceae.